GGUGUCAAAAGUUGGGGGAGAAGCUUCCGUGCUCUGCCUCUCUGUGUGUGCUAUCCGUGUGCCUGAGCCUGACACCAGUGUGGCUGGCGUGUAUAUAUAGAGGGUGCUGGAGUUGGAGACAGGUAUCCAUCAGCCGAAUCCGAUCGAUAGCACAGCACAGCACAGCAGAAGCAACUCGUAGCCAGAGGACAUACCUGAUGGAGAACAACAGGAGCAACCAGCAGGCUCCUCCACCACCGCCAGGGUACCCGACGGCGGCUGCGGAGCAGGACCAGGUCGGCGGGAAGAAGGGGCGCCGGGCGAGCACCAAAUCCAGGGGCGAGAAGGGCUUCAUCGAGGGAUGCCUCGCCGCACUGUGCUGCUGCUGGAUCUGCGAGAUGUGCUGCGACUAACCGGCCGGCCGGCGAGGCCGCUGCUGGCUGGCACAAGACCUCGGUGCUAUAGUACCCACGAGGAGGAGGAGCGUAUGCGUAUACAGAGAGAGAAUUGUUCUUAAUUUCAGUGCCCGUUGUUUUAGGUUCUAUACAGUAUAUACUCCUAAGUUGAUGGAUGCAUGAUCAGUACCAGUGUGAGAUAUCGAUUCAUGUAUCCGUGUUGGGUGCGAUAUUCAUGCACCUCGUCGUGUGUAAUUAAUCGGUGUGUACGAGACCCACGAAUAUACUUACAAGUACUGUCUACUGUGAUUGAGUA
Aegilops tauschii subsp. strangulata is the source of this 690-nucleotide messenger RNA. Its product is annotated as protein CYSTEINE-RICH TRANSMEMBRANE MODULE 12. NCBI's taxonomy places the organism in Eukaryota, Viridiplantae, Streptophyta, Magnoliopsida, Poales, Poaceae. Gene Ontology annotation, cellular component: plasma membrane. The record is from RefSeq and is a predicted model, not a curated record.